This is a messenger RNA of Aptenodytes forsteri (emperor penguin), 1993 nucleotides long. It is a transcript of the gene TNFSF10, whose product is annotated as tumor necrosis factor superfamily member 10. Gene Ontology annotation, molecular function: tumor necrosis factor receptor binding; CD40 receptor binding. The record is from RefSeq and is a predicted model, not a curated record. The transcript is spliced from 5 exons. Gene Ontology annotation, biological process: immune response. The annotation marks the transcript as partial. Gene Ontology annotation, cellular component: membrane. Lineage: Eukaryota; Metazoa; Chordata; Aves; Sphenisciformes; Spheniscidae.
CUCUACUUCACCAACGAGCUCAAACAGCUCCAGGACACAUACUCCAAGAGCGGCAUUGCUUGUCUCACCGGGGAGGAAAUCGGAAAUUUCAUCCAAAACUUGGAUCUAAUUGAAAACGAAGACAGAGCAGCUGAUCCCUGCUGGCAAGUAAAGUGGCACCUGGGAAAGUUAAUUAAAAAGAUGAUGUCGAGAAGCUACGAGGAAAACAUAUCUGCAGUCAACGCUGAAAGAGCCCUGACGCUGUCGCACACCGAUGGGCAGCAGCCACCGCGCAGUCCCAUCAACAGGAUCGCGGCGCAUCUGACGGGCAACAGCAAUAGGAAGAAUUCCCUGUCCCCACGCAAUUCCUCACCCAGAAGAGGGAACGGACAAAAAAUAUACAACUGGGAAUCGUCAAGGAAAGGCCACUCUUUCUUGUACAACGUGGAGCUGAGAAAUGGCGAGUUAGUGAUACCCCAAACCGGGUUUUAUUACAUCUACUCACAAACUUAUUUUCGUUUCCGUGAAAACGAGAACGAGGAUUCAGAUUUGUUGGCACAAAUUAGGAACCCCAAACAGCUUGUCCAGUAUGUUUACAAACUGACUAAUUACCCAGAGCCCAUUUUGCUCAUGAAAAGUGCAAGAACAAGCUGCUGGUCUAAAAAGGCAGAAUAUGGACUUUACUCCAUCUACCAAGGUGGUGUGUUUCAGCUGAAAAGAGAGGACAGGAUUUUUGUUUCUGUCAGUAAUGGUGACAUAGUUGACAUGGACAAAGAAGCAAGUUUUUUUGGAGCCUUUAUGAUAGGUUAAAAGAUGAAAAUCAUGCUCCAAAGGAGCCAGUCUUCAUAGUCAGGACCAGCUUAAAAUUCUAGAAAAUAGGGGAUAAUAAGCAAACACUGUAGCAAUACCGACAAUACCAGACUCCCCUUUCUCAGCUCGCUCAGCGUGAGGUCCGACUGUGCCGAGUACUCUCCCACCAGCCGGGAAGGAGCAGCAGCAGCUGGCUGCAGCUGCGGAUGGUGAUGCUUUGUGCAAGCAUGGGCACCACGGCUCGCUGCCCAGCCAGGCUGGCGACGUGCGAGGAUUUCACACGCCACAGAUGAUACCUUCGGCCAGCACCCCAGGCAGGUAAGCGCUCGCCACCACCUCCACAGACAUGCUCCACACCAGCUCAGCCACGGCAGGUGGGAUGGAGGAUGCUCUGGGUCUGGUUUCUUGAGGCUGAGACUAGACAUCAAAUUUUAUUCGUGGCCUCCAUUGGGACCCCAUCUUGAAUAUCUCGGCUCCUGUAAGGAGCCUUUGAAGUACUGCUUCCUGGAUGCCCGUGGAAUUACUCUGGAAGUUUUUGUUUGAAUCUGAAUUUUACAAAAGUGAAAGGCCGUCAGAAACUCAAACUGCACGUCUUCAUCUCAUCUAACAAAGCACUUAAGCACCUAAUUAAUUUUAAGCACACGAACAGUCUGACUAAAUCAGGGUAUUUACAUGCUUGAAAUUAAAUAUGUGCUUAAGCAUUUUUCAGGAUCAUGGCUUGAGUAAACACAUUAGUCUGUCUUAAUAAGGGUAUUGUACAUAAAAACAGCUGCUGAAAUGGCACAGAAGAGGUUUUGAAAUCAAUCAGUAUUUUGAUCAGCACGUUAUGAUAGUGCCUAUUUACUUAAUUGCUGUGCUGCAAAGAUUUCACCAGGCUUCCAAUAGAUUCAGUAAUGUAGUUGCUGUUACACUUGUUGACAGCAAGUACUUGAUCCAGAAAAAAGGUGUUUUUCUGUAAAUACUGAAUUCUAUUAGGCAUUUGCCACGAAUUAAGCAUGACAUGGUUCUUCCAUGUUUAUUUCUACUGGCCUGUAUUUGGUAGGAUGUAAUGCAGAAUAACACACCCCGAUGACUAAUACUUUAAGGAAAACAUACACAACUAUCUGUACUUAAACAAGAGCUGCAAUUUGGGUAAUGCUGUUUUGAUUUUUAUUUUAUUUUUAGGAAUGGGUGGAAAAUUUUCAUAACUUUUUUUUAAAUCAUU